UUCAGCCCUCCUACGGCCUUUCAUGCCGUAUGAUGUAAAAUUGGGAGAAAACAGGGCAGGACUCUCUGCUUUGCAUCCAGAAGGCCCUCAAGCUGAGCUCCCGACGCUCCCUCCCUUUUAACCUCCUGCCCUCUCCUUCUCUUCUGUUUCGUUCCUUCUCUUCCCACCGGAAAGGAUAUGCCAGUGAUUGGGAAAAGCGGGCGGAGUUUCCAGUACAACCAGGACAUUGUGGUGUUGCUCCUGAUGGACGGAGUGCUGUUCCACCUCCAAAGUGUCACCGCUUACGCUUUGAUGGGCAAGAUUUCCCCCGUAACCUUCAGUGUGGCCAGCACGGUGAAGCACGCCCUGUCCAUCUGGCUCAGCAUCAUUGUCUUCGGGAACAAGAUCACGAGCCUCUCGGCCAUCGGGACAGUGCUGGUGAUGAUCGGCGUCAUGCUGUAUAACAGGGCCAAGCAGCACCAGCAGGAAACCUUCCAGAAUCUGGUGGGAACAGCCUCAGCCUCCCCACCGUCUCCGGCGAUCAACGAAAACGCCGAGCCCCUCCUGUCCAAAGACCCCCGUCCAUUCGAAUGAGACCGCCGCCUUAAUUUUGCUACGCGGAAUUUUAGAAGAACAAUCUUUUUUUUUUUCCUUCUCUUGAAGCCCUUGGUUAUCUCUGCCCACCCCACCCCACCCCAAAGGCCCAUCACACUUCCAAGCCAGGGCCUGCUAUGAUAAGAAAAACGGGCGAGGAGGCGAAAACCACAAGCAUCAGGUGGGAGAAUUCUUCCUAAGACUUUGCGCUCCGCCGCCCGUGUUUCGAAAGUCCGCUUUUGGUCCCUCAUCCACCAGACCAACGUGAAAUCCAAGUUUGCUAUGGUCAAAGGUUGCACAAUAAGGGAAAACAACCCCCAGCUGGAUCCAUGUGUUGGCCCAAACCUCCCAAAAGCUGGGGAAAGAAUCCACUUCACAACUCUCCAAAUCGCCACAUUUCCUUGCUGGGAACAGCAAGAUCUUAACGACCACCAGCAUGGGUGCAUGUCCAGCGUGCAACUGGUCUUCCCUCCUAGGACAUCCUUUGCUCUUCUUUGCCUUCCAGAUGCCACUCUUAGGAUGAAACCCUUUCUGAGGAGGUUCUGCUGAGAAGUCAUCAGCAACUCUGACCUACUGCAGCCUCUCUCGCCCCCGUGCUGACCAAGCUACCUCCCCACUCAACCCCCAGAACGGACCCCGUUGGCUGGUUUGUGGGGGAAGAGCUGAGAUGGCAAAAAAAAGAGACGGCUUCGUGGGUUUUUUUCUAUCAUGAUUCAUUUUGUUUCCGUCCCGUUGAGGGCUUUGCAAUAAACCCAGCCAGACUUCCACAUCUGAAAGCCCUGCUAAUAGCAAUCAAAAAAGUGAUUUGGGGGAGAGGAAACAAAAAAAAAAAAGGCACACUAGAAACUCCCUCUUUCUAGCUUCUCCUGAGUUUGAAAACCGGACACCUUCGGGAUUGUAAAAAAACGAGGAGAAAAUGGUGCGUAAUCGUGUCCUGGCUGGAUCCUGUGGUGUGAUGAUGCAAAUCAAAUCAAAUCAAAUUAGCCAAAAAAAAAAAAAA
Messenger RNA from Notechis scutatus (mainland tiger snake), 1573 nucleotides. Lineage: Eukaryota; Metazoa; Chordata; Lepidosauria; Squamata; Elapidae. The record is from RefSeq and is a predicted model, not a curated record.